Messenger RNA from Exophiala xenobiotica, 417 nucleotides. RefSeq lists its product as uncharacterized. The coding region runs from base 1 to 417 and encodes 138 amino acids. Lineage: Eukaryota; Fungi; Ascomycota; Eurotiomycetes; Chaetothyriales; Herpotrichiellaceae. The record is from RefSeq and is a predicted model, not a curated record. The transcript has a single exon.
AUGACGAUCUUUGAUUGUCAGAUAGCGAGUGAUUCGGAACAAUUCGCCGUGCCAGAACCGGUUCCGGAAUUUAGCCAAUGCUUCUUGGCUUGGUAUGACGCGACGACGCGAUCAGGCAAUUUCGGCACGCACUAUACGACUGUUACCUCUCCUUCCACACCGUCUGAACGUAGUAGCGACAUGGCUCGUGAUGUCCGCCGGAGCGUCCAUGGUGAAAGGCUGAAAAGAUCGUUGCGGCUCUGGGAUGCCACCAUCAAUGAGGUCAAACAGGAUCGUAAACCUCCUGUGCGGACGAGGGACCUCAACACUGCAAUCGACGAAUUUGCAGAUUGGUUUGGCCCCUGUAAUGAACGUGCCUAUACCGCUAUUUGGGCAAUCUGCUUUGCGGUCAUGCUCGAUAUCUCAUCCACUGCUUGA